UAUAAUAAAAUGAAAAGACCAAAACACCCACCAGCCCACAACGAAUAUUAGGCUGUAAUGCAGCAACACAUCGGACUAUCGCAGGCUCAAACCCACGUCUCCCUUUUCCGCCUUCAUAGACGCACCACAUCUCCGAGAAAAACAAAAGAAAUGACGGACAAUCCGAAUAGAACCGAAGCAGAACGGCUGCUAGGAAUCGCCGAGAAGCUUCUAGGAUCGCGAGACCUCAACGGCUCACGUGAGUUCGCGAUAUUGGCCCAAGAAACCGAACCCCUUUUAGAAGGCUCAGAUCAGAUCUUAGCGAUCUUCGAUGUGCUUAUCGCCGCCGAAAAGCGCGUCAACAACCACCACGACUGGUAUUCCAUCUUGCAAUUGGACCGGCGGUCUGACAACGAACUCAUCAGGAAGCAGUACCGCAGGCUAGCCUUGCUCCUCCAUCCGGACAAGAACAAAUUCUCCUUCGCAGAUCAGGCUUUCAAAUUAGUUGCAGAUGCGUGGGCGGUCCUAUCGGAUUCGUCAAAGAAGAUGUUGUAUGAUAGUGAAAUGUCUCUGUUUUCGAAGAUUGAUUUGUCUAAUCAACCGAAGUUGCCAGUCCGGAAAAGCCAGAUCCAACGCCCAACCAGUGCUAGAAAGACUAGCGCUCAAUCUGCGAGGAAUAAGCAAACCGCUUGCCAAAACAACCACGAGGAUCAGCGGAUGAGAUUGUCGAAUUUCUGGACAAUUUGUCCUUACUGUUACAAUCUGUACGAGUACCCAAGGGUUUACGAGGGAUGUUGUUUGAGGUGCCAGAAUUGUCAGAAGGCUUUUCAUGCGGCGUUGGUUUCAUCUUUGCCGCCGUUUGUACCGGGGCAGGAGGCUUAUUACUGCUGCUGGUCGUUCUUCCCCCUCGGAUAUACUUUGGAGACUCCGGAGAACGUAGGGAAGACUACAGCAAAAGCAGUUGCAGGAUUUCCCAAUUGGAUGCCGCCAAUGUUCGCAGGUGAACAAAACGGCAGUGAUAAAAAUGGUGGUGGUGGUGGCACGGCGGCAGCGAUCCUGGAUGGAAGGGAAGCCACGACGGAAGCUUCUGCCACCAAGAAAAGGGGAAGGCCCCGCAAGAAUGCCGCUUGAAGGUGAAGGCAGUAGAUUUGUUGUGGUACACAGAGCAUUGGAGAGAGCCUGCAUCUUCUUCGUUGGUGCUGGCUGAACUUGGGUAAAUUGUAGUUACUGUUGUUGCAUUUGCAUUGCUAUAGUUAUUAUUGUUUUCGUUCAGGAAUUUGACUGGAAGUGACUGGGCCAUAGUUGGACAUGUAAUUUAACAUUGUAGUUUGUAGCAAUUGUAGUUUGUAGCAAUGUAAUUGGGGCAGAGUUUUUGAGCUUUGCUUUAUAGAAUUUUAGCUUGAACAUAUUGAA
Messenger RNA from Tripterygium wilfordii, 1392 nucleotides. RefSeq lists its product as uncharacterized. NCBI's taxonomy places the organism in Eukaryota, Viridiplantae, Streptophyta, Magnoliopsida, Celastrales, Celastraceae. The coding region runs from base 58 to 1110 and encodes 350 amino acids. The record is from RefSeq and is a predicted model, not a curated record. The transcript has a single exon.